Somion occarium is the source of this 2468-nucleotide messenger RNA. The record is from the annotation of a GenBank genome assembly. Lineage: Eukaryota; Fungi; Basidiomycota; Agaricomycetes; Polyporales; Cerrenaceae.
UGAACUCAAUCCGAGUUUUUCGGACACGUUUGCUGACGUAAGGCGCUGUGGUAAAUGGAAAUGGAGGCGCCCAUAUCUCACCUUCUUACCAGUCGGCUGCCAAGACAAGAAUCAAGUCAGAGGGGCUCCAGAGCACCCGGAGGUUAUUUAUCGUCGAGUACUUCCCAAGCGAGAACAUCGGUUUCGUAAAGCUGUAGUCUGCAAUGGCUCGUGCUCGGCGACGUAGUGGCCGCUCUAGCAAUAUUGCUAAUGCAGGAUCACCGGAAGAGGCUGCAGACGGUGCUUCACCAGCUUCACCUACUCCCACUGAGAACGGCGCUCAUUCCGCUCAACCCGACCCUUCUCGUCAAGACGAUGAGAAAUGCCCCGCAUGUGCGGAUGACCAGACGCAAGAGGAGAAGGAUGCUGGACAGGAGAGUUGGGUGAGGUGUGAUGCGUGCAGAACUUGGUUUCAUUGGCGAUGUGUGGGUAAAGGAGAUUUGGAAGUUAUCGACAAGUGGUACUGCCGGCCUUGCCUGGACGCUGAUACCAAGCGAGUCAUUACCAUGAAACCUCCCGCACGGAAGUCCUCUAGAAAGAAGACGCAACGGGAUUAUGCCGGACUUCAUGCAGGACAGGAAGCUGACCCUGGCAGGUGGCUUCGCAUGAUGCAAGGGAAGGAAAUCAAGCCCCAUUCAUUCAAGCACAUGAAGGGAAGCGAAGUCACACUGGAGUGGUUGGAGCAUGAUGAUACGGCUCUUACAGAGCCUAUCAUCAUUGAUUCCGCUGAAGGUUUAGGCAUGAAAAUGCCGCCCAGUGACAUUACCGUGGAUGAGAUUGCGGAAAUCAUCGGCGAGGACACGCCAGUAGAAGUAAUAGAUGUUUCCACGCAAUCGAACCUGCCAGGGUGGACUCUCGAGAAGUGGGCCGAAUACGUCGACACAGAACCCGAGAAGCGGGACAAAAUUCGCAACGUUAUAUCACUUGAGAUAUCCGGAACUUCAUUGGCGGAUAAAAUACUUCCUCCGCGACUAGUACGAGAGGUUGAUUGGGUGGAGAAGUUCUGGCCUAUUACCAAGAAGGGUCGUGGACACUCCUACCCAAAAGUGCAGCUUUACUGUUUGAUGGGUGUAGAAAAAGCCUGGACAGAUUGGCACAUCGACUUUGCCGGUUCCUCUGUGUACUAUCACAUCUUACACGGGGAAAAGGUGUUCUAUUUCAUUCGUCCUACUCCCUCCAACUUGGCUGCUUAUGAGCGAUGGUCAGGAACUGAAAUGCAGAACCAUUCGUGGUUGGGCGAUAUGGUCGAUGAUGUCUAUAAGGUGGAAUUGCAGGGGGGGAAUACCAUGAUCAUACCCACCGGAUGGAUACAUGCUGUGUACACACCAAGGGACACGGUAGUCAUCGGAGGCAACUUCCUCCACUCCUAUAACGUGGCAACUCAACUCAGGGUACGUGAGAUUGAGAUAUCGACUCAUGUUCCAAAGAAAUUCCGCUACCCCUUCUUUUCAAGGCUCUGCUGGUACACUGGCGAGAAAUACCUACGUGAUCUGAAGGCCAAAGAGGAGUUUUCCCCACGGGUCCUUGAAUCAGUUGAGGCACUGGCCGAGUUCCUUGUAUCGGAAGCUCGAGCUAUAGAGCGAGGUACGGAACAGGCCAGGAGGGAAGCCAAGGAACAGGUACCUUCGGAUCGUGUGAAGGAUCCGGCGGCUAUGGCCAGAGAGCUUCGUUGGCGAGUGAAGUUUGCCACAGGGUACACUAGCGACGACGAAUCGAGCCAUCGACGUAAAGGUAAGACUACCGCUAUAAGCUCUGUUGCGAGUGUCGGAGAGAAGCGGAAACGCAGCGUUGAUGAAGAUGAAGAAAAACAUUUGUUAUUCAAGAACUUCAAGCCUAGGAUUUGGGACAAAGUGACGGUCUUACCGACGGAAGAGGAGUCAAGGACAUUGAAGAGAAAGAAGAUGGAUGACAGUGAAGGCUUGGAUGUGUGGGCAGCCGGUACGGACCUAGAGGACGAUCCUGAUGCCGACGAGGGCGUCACAGUCAAGCGGCGGAAGAAUAUGGUGGUGAAGGUACGGAGAACGGCAAAGGGGCUGGAGCGACAACGGAUUGAGAGGAUAACGGAAGAUUGGGUCUGGGAUGAGCCAAAGCAACCAGUGCCAUCAAUAUCGCCUCACGCAUCACCGUCCUCGACACCGCCGCCCUCAGUGAACCUGAAUGGUAAGAGGGAUAGUGAGAAGGAUGAGGGCGAACCUCCAACGGUGGCCAUGGAGAUUGAGGGAGCGCGGUAAUGACUUUUUGUAUUUCAUGUGGUUUUGGGCAGGUUGUUGUAGUACUCUAGUGCGCUUAUCCUUAUUAGUCUUUUCCUCUGAUCUUCGUUAUUGCUCUUCCUCCUCCAUCUCAACUCGGGCUCGUUUUUGCCCUGUGCUGCUGCUGUCGUGCUCUCUUGGUGACGCUCUUUCUUUUCGUGGUCUCCCCAAAGUAGGUUG